This is a messenger RNA of Xiphophorus maculatus (southern platyfish), 1497 nucleotides long. It is a transcript of the gene ttpal, whose product is annotated as alpha tocopherol transfer protein like. The record is from RefSeq and is a predicted model, not a curated record. Gene Ontology annotation, molecular function: phosphatidylinositol bisphosphate binding. NCBI's taxonomy places the organism in Eukaryota, Metazoa, Chordata, Actinopteri, Cyprinodontiformes, Poeciliidae. Bases 152 to 1189 code for a protein of 345 amino acids. The transcript is spliced from 6 exons. Gene Ontology annotation, cellular component: membrane.
UGUGAUUUUUGACUUAGUUGCUGGUUUUUUAAAAGUCUUUACCUCCCUCCUGUUAAUGUUUAUAUUUUUUCCCAGCGGAGCUUGUUAGGUAGACCACUGUCUCCUGCAGGAGGUCAUUAUUUGGCUAAUUUUGGAUUCUCUCAGUCAGUCCAUGGCCGAUCAGCAUGAGUCCAUCAGCCUCAGUCCUCCCCAGGCGGACCGUGCAACAUCUGCAGGACACAGCUGGUUCCCUGGCCCACCUCCACCCAUGUAUUCCUGCACCUUGACCCCUGAACUGGUGGCCAAAGCACGGGAAGAGCUCCAGGAGAAGCCCGAGUGGCGCCUACGAGAUGUCCAAGCACUGAGAGACAUGAUUCUUAAGGAACAUCCCAAUCUCAGAACCCGACUGGACGACGCCUUCCUCCUGCGCUUCCUGCGGGCCAGGAAGUUCGACUACGACCGCGCUCUGCAGCUGCUGCUGAAUUAUCACGCGGGCCGUAAAACCUGGCCGGAGGUCUUCCAGGACCUGAAGCCAUCCACGGUCAAACAUGUGCUGGACCUGGGCUUCCUCACGGUCCUGCCGAGGCCCGAUCCCAACGGCAGAUACAUCCUUUUCCUCCGGCCAGGAAAAUGGAAGCCAAACGACUAUCCGUUUGUGGACAACGUGCGGGCCCUUUAUCUGACUCUGGAGAAGCUGAUCCAGCCGGAGGAAACGCAGGUGAACGGGUUGGUCAUCCUAGCCGACUACACUGGGGUGGGAAUGUCGCAAGCCUCCAAUCCAGGUCCCUUUCUUGCCAAAAAAAUUGUGAGCAUCCUCCAGGAUGGCUUUCCCAUCAGAAUCAAGGCCGUUAACAUAAUUAACGAGCCCCGGAUUUUCAAAGGCAUCUUCGCUAUAAUCAAGCCUUUCCUGAAGGAGAAAAUGGCAGAGAGGUACGUCCUGCACGGCUCGGACCUGCGCUCUCUGCACCGGAACAUCCUGCCAUCGGUUCUGCCAGAGGAAUACGGUGGCACCGCCGGCCGGCUGGACAUGAGCGCCUGGUCGAGGCUGCUGCUGGACUGCGAGGAGGAGUUUGUGGUGGAGUUCUGCCAGCCGGAUCCACUAGAGGGCGUGGUGCUCCCAGACUCCAUGCUGUGUGAAGGGGAGCAGGCAGGAGGCCGGGAGGAGGACGGCUUCAGGGCGUUGCGCUCUCAACUUUACUACUGCUACUGACGCUCACACAGCCACAGGACUUCUUCUGUUUCAUCUGAAACAUGAGCGGAAACUUUUAUAGGGCAAGUUGCCAAUACUCCACAUGAUUUAUUUUACUAACUAAACAGCACUACACUAUUUAGAAUUUGCUCAAUUUUAGAAGAAGUCCAGCAUUCAGGCAUUGCUCCAAGGCAGCUCAUUCGGUGUGUUCACUCUUCAUUUUAUUAGCUUCUCUGAUAGUUAUGUGCUUAGAUGGUACUUGUUUAUUUUAUGAUCACAAAAACACACAAUUCUACCAAGUAAUUUUGUUCUAGUUUUUAGUGCAAAUA